Molecule: messenger RNA, 1308 nt
Organism: Emiliania huxleyi CCMP1516
Lineage: Eukaryota; Haptophyta; Isochrysidales; Noelaerhabdaceae
Exons: 3
Coding region: 1-1308 (435 amino acids)
Biological process (GO): monoatomic anion transport; transmembrane transport; monoatomic ion homeostasis
Cellular component (GO): plasma membrane
Molecular function (GO): solute:inorganic anion antiporter activity
Source: RefSeq, a predicted model, not a curated record
AUGCUUUUGCACUUCCCAUCAGCAGUCGUCCUGACACUGCUUGCGCCGCCCGCCUUCCCCUCCCCGCUCGUGCCGCUGUCCCGACGGCGAGCGACACCGCGGCCGGUGCUGUGUGGCAGUGGCGACGGCAGCGAGUCGGCGGAUGAGGGCCCGAUCCGCAGCCAGCGCGAUGUGAUUGAGCGAGUCAUGGACGAUCGCCAGGAAGAGGGCACCGACGAAGAGGGCACGGUUGCGCCUACGCCGGCCUCGCGGCGCCGGCUGGCGAUGCUGACUCGCCGCGCCGAGGAGGAGGCGGCAGAGAUGGCCGCCUCUGGCUCGCCGUUCCUCGGUCCGCUCUCGUUUGGCUCAUUCGUGUGGCCGACGGGCGACCCUCGCGCCAACCCGUCGGUCGGCGGGCGGCGCGGCCUGCGCUCGGUGCAGUGGGGCCGCGGCAUCAGCGACGACGCGAGCCGGAGGCUUGCGUGCUACGCCUCCGACUGGCGCGACGGCCUCACGCCCAAGUCGUGCGCCGCCAUCACUUUCCUCUGGUUCGCCUGCCUCGCGCCGGUGCUCGCGUUUGGCGGCGCAAUGUCGGUGCUCACGGACGGGGCGAUGGGCGUGCCAGAGGUGAUCCUGUCGCGCGGCGUGUGCGGCAUGGCCCACGCGGCGGCGGCGGGGCAGCCAAUGACCUUCCUCGGCCCCACGGGGCUCACGCUCGCCUUCACGACCGCGCUGUACGCCUACUGCUCCGCCCUCUCGCUGCCCUUCCUGCCGAUGUAUGCGUGGGUCGGCAUGUGGACGUCGGGCAUGCUGCUCGCCGCCUCGGUGGCCAACCUGUCCGGCCUGAUCCGGUACUGCACGCGCUUCACCGAGGACGUUUUCAACUUUCUGCUCGCCUUCAACUACGUCGCCGAGGCGUGCCGCUCGAUCCGCGCCUCCUUCACGGGACUGGCCGGCUCCGGCUUCCUCGCCCUCAACACGGCGGGGCUCACGGCCCUCGGCCGGCUAUGCGGUUUGGGCCGGCCGCUCCUCGUCGACCUCUUUGCGCUGGCGCCGCGCUGGCGGCUGCUGGCGGCGCUUCCCGCAGUCUUCCUCGCGCUGCUCUUCUUCCUCGACCAAAACAUCACGGUGCGAACGGUCAACGCGCCGGCGAACAAGCUGCGCAAAGGCGCGGCGUACCACCUCGACCUGCUCGUCCUCGCCCUCCUCACCGGCGCCACCUCCCUCUGCGGGCUGCCGUGGAUGUGCUCCGCCACCGUCGAGUCGCUCAACCACGCGCGGCUCAUCCUCUAUAGAGCACGGAUCAUUCGAUGUGGAGAGCGACUAUAG